Messenger RNA from Acaulospora colombiana, 261 nucleotides. Lineage: Eukaryota; Fungi; Glomeromycota; Glomeromycetes; Diversisporales; Acaulosporaceae. The record is from the annotation of a GenBank genome assembly.
UCGUAUGAAGACCUUAGACAAAGACUAAUAUCGUUCGCCAUCUUGUUGCUAAGUCGCAAGCCGACGAAUGCCAAGCUGACGAUACUCCUCAUGAGAUACUGGACUAGCCUAUCACCACAAAGGAGCAACGAGGAGCUAUCAAUGGGCUAUAACUACGGGAUAUACGUCGCUUAUACCUCAGAUUGUGAAGGCAACAAGUUUCACAGGCCCAGGAGAGUUAUAGUUCUGGGAGCGUCCUUGUCCGAGGGGCCAGAAUUCAAA